This is a messenger RNA of Patella vulgata (common limpet), 3299 nucleotides long. RefSeq names its product PDZ and LIM domain protein 3. Gene Ontology annotation, molecular function: actin binding; muscle alpha-actinin binding. Gene Ontology annotation, biological process: actin cytoskeleton organization; muscle structure development; heart development. Gene Ontology annotation, cellular component: stress fiber; filamentous actin; Z disc. Bases 121 to 1221 code for a protein of 366 amino acids. Lineage: Eukaryota; Metazoa; Mollusca; Gastropoda; Patellidae. The record is from RefSeq and is a predicted model, not a curated record. The transcript is spliced from 9 exons.
AAAUCUAGCGAUGGGAGCCGUGUGCAGCUUGAAACUAUCAGUUGGUUACUUGGACUGUCAAGGACCGUAAGGAGAUAAGAAGUCGGCAUUAACAGGCACUUUUUUUAAACAGGUAUUAAAAUGUCGAAUGUGGAACAUAUCCAGGGAGAAACAUUAGGUGUUCACUUGUCUCGUCCAGAUUCUGGAACACCAUGGGGCUUUCGUCUACAAGGCGGUGUUGACUUCAGUACUCCUCUCUCAAUUCAAGUGGUUCAGCCAAACAGCGUUGCAGAAAGAAGCGGGUUGAAACCACAAGAUGCCAUUCUACGUAUUAAUAACAGUGCUGCAGAUAACUUUUCACAUGAAGAUGCUAAAAUGGAGAUUGUUCGAUCCGGCAAUGAUAUACAGUUGUUGAUUCAAAGGGGAGCAGUCAAAAUCUGGAAACCUCAAGUCACAAAUCUAUCUGAACUUCGACCUGCUGAACUUAAACCAGUCAAAACACAAGGUGGUCAAGAAUUUGCUCCUGUCCAAAAAACAUCUUUAGCAGUCAAUAAACCAGAUACUGGUCCAUGUACAAUUGGUAGUAGCCAUAACAGAGCAGCUAAACCAUUUGGUGCUCCAGCAGUUGCUAUUCCAAAUGUCACCCAUUCCCAGUACAAUACCCCCAUUGGUUUAUAUUCAGGAUCUAAUAUUGCCGAUACAUAUGUCAAACAAACACAUGGCAUUGCUGAACAAGUUCAAGGGUUAAGUUUAGAUAAUUUACCAGUAGGUGGUAAAGUUGAUUCUAUGUACCGUCCACAAGCACCACCAUCACAAGGUGAGAAGGAGAGUGCCCAAUUCAAAGAAUGGAAAGAGGGGGAAACUCCCCAAUAUAAGGGCUAUACUAAUCCGCAUGCACAGUCACGGUCUUUCCACGCACUGCAAGAAAAUCUUGAUGACCAGGAAUUAGCUGAGAGUGGCUUUAAACCAGUAUCUGCUCCUGCUGCCAAACCACCAGGUCAACAGAAACCCCAACAACCCAGUAUGAGAUGUGGUGGAUGUGAUAUGUUAGCUACAGGUGUUAUAGUAAAAGCUAAAGGUAUACCCUAUCAUGUAGACUGUUUCAAGUGUACCUCAUGUGGUAUGAAUCUUAAACAAAAAGGUUAUUUUGUUGUGGAAGAUAAAUUAUAUUGUGAAACACAUGCUCGCAGAAUGGCUCAGGCCCCAGGAAAUGACAUGGUAGCCGUCCCUGUAUACAGAUAAGUUAGGCUAUAUGUAAAUAGAGAAAAACAUUUACCUAAGAAUGAAAGUACAGCUGGAAUGAUGUUAUAGAUUAAUAUUAUACUGGUGGUUCUAUAGACCUGAUCAUGUUUGUUAUGUUAGAUGAUAUCAAAAUCACUUUGUGCCUUAUUUAAUAUUUUUAUAUGUAAGGGUAGUUCUAGAAUCACUAUAAUAUAGAAUUGAAUUCCUCACAAAAGACUUGACUUGCUCCCUUUUUGCAUUGUUCACUAUAAUCACUGUAUAAAGACAAUUGUUCUAUUGUCCCCUCAUCAUCAUGCACGGUUUUAGUCAUAAAAUAUUAAUGGAUGUAGGGUAUAAUGGUAAAUUUACAAGCAGUGGCGUGUAGAGAGGGGGGGCAGAGCGGGGGAUGGGCCCAGGCAUCUAUUUCGAGGCAGCAUCCAAUUAUAGAGUUAAAUUAAAUUAAUUUUUUUUAAAUUUGAAAUUAUCACUGUUAACUUAGUGAUAGAAGCUGGCCUACUUUGACAUUAAAAUUGUCUUCCUUUCUCGUAUUUCUGAGUACUGGGCCCUGUACUAGUCUCCGGGGCGUACACUCAAGGAGUUCGCCAUACGCAUCAGCAAACUUCUGCACACCACUGUUUACAAGUAAACUAUUUAUAAUUUAAACAGUUAAUAUAAAUCCAGUAUAGACCUUAUAUAUUAACUUACAUUUAUAUAGAAAAUAUGUAAUAUGUAGAUGUAUUUCCAAAUGUUGAUAUUCUACUUGUGUCAAAUCUGGUCAUUCUGUAAAUAUAUUAAAAUCUCAUAAUAAAAUAUUAAUAUAGUUUUUAAUUUGGUCAGAAAUAUCUUUGAUAUACAUAUAUUAUUAAAGCAGCUGAUCAUCAUUUGAGGGAUUGUAAACUACAAAAUAUUGUGAAAGUCGAAUCUCUUAAAGGAAUAUCAAUCGAAAAUGGCUUAAUCCUGUUGAAUACAAUGUCUCUAAUUAUCUGAAUCUCGUUUUACACCAGUAAAAUUGGUGCGUACAAUUAUUCAUAUUCUUUGAAUAAUUAAGAAUAUAUCUUUGGCUGUUUAUGAAAUGGAUGUUAUUUAAGGUUUUUAGUUAAAUACACCUUGAAAAAUAUUUUUGUUAUUAUUGUGGGUUUUUUGUUUCAUUUGUGUGAAUAUUUUCAUGGUUUAAUUUUCUUUUUUAUUUAAGAAGGAAACUGAUCACUUUGCCACUAUGCAAUUAUGAUAUAAUAUAUUCGAUAACAGACUUUUUCUUGAAAGAAUCUGAUUUUUAUACGUUUUAGCUUGUUUACAUGUUCUCUAUGCAUUUCUAAGGAGUGUUUGUUUUUUCUAUGAAUUAUAAACUAACUUAUAUUAUGUAAAUAUAAUGUGAUAUGCAUUUAAGUGUGAUAGCAAUAAUAAUAUGUAGAUAUAGAUAUUAAUUAUCCAUAGAUAAGUAGAACUUAGAAUUUACAUACUACAUAUCAUUAUAUCUGUAAUUUAGUGAACAAACUUGGCGUGAGGUACCAAACCAUAUAUACUUUAUAGUAAUUAAACAAAAUAUAAAUUAUGAUUUAUAAAAGGUGCUGUAUUUUUAUAUUAUUAAAUCAAUUUUUGAUUUUCUUGAAUUUCAAUUUGAUUGGUUUUCUGGUUAUUCGAUUUAGUUGAAUUUCGGGUAAUUCACAUUUAAUGAUUUUCUCAGAUUUCGUGUUUAAGGUUGAUCUUCAGUAAAUUUUAAUGAAAAAUAUUUUGAACAAAUUAUUUACUAAAUAUACAUCUCUGAAUGUUAACCUACAAACCAUGACUUUUGUGAUUUUGUUAUAUCUGAAUGCAUUUAAUUGUAUUUGAGUCAUUUACAACAAAUUUAAUCUAUUUGAAUUGGAUAUUUAAUGGAUAAUAAUUAUAAUUCUAUAUGAUUUAAUUAGAUUAUUAUAUGAUAGUUUAUAUUUACUGCCAGAUUGACCAGCACACUGUUAUAAUAUACAGGUUAUUAACACAAAAUAUUAGCUGGCCUCUUGACAUUUUAUUAACACAAAAUAUUUGUUAAUCGUGGGCAAAGAAAACUAUGCUUUUUUGUUAGUUUUUACACCAAGAAUAAAUUUCUAGUUUUUACCUAU